This is a messenger RNA of Plectropomus leopardus (leopard coralgrouper), 3239 nucleotides long. RefSeq names its product plasminogen activator, tissue (gene plat). The record is from RefSeq and is a predicted model, not a curated record. NCBI's taxonomy places the organism in Eukaryota, Metazoa, Chordata, Actinopteri, Perciformes, Serranidae. Gene Ontology annotation, molecular function: serine-type endopeptidase activity. Gene Ontology annotation, biological process: smooth muscle cell migration; plasminogen activation.
AACACAUGUUUUAAGCUGACAGGGCUGGAGUGAGGGGUGACUGAACGGAGCUGGACAGCUGCACAAAGGAAACAAAAAGGAAACUGGUGUGUUGUUGUCGCCCUGCCAGUGAGGCUCAGUUGGGGGGUGAAAGCGGAAGACAGAAAGGCUUUUAUUUGUUGGAGGCAAGGAUAGCUUUCAAGGAAUCUGUUCUCUUAAUGCAACUUGAAGACCACUUGAAUAGCCAUGACCAGAACACCUGGAUUAUUAAUGCUCCUGUCUGCUCUAUGCUGCUGUUUAGCGGACAAUGUGGAGCUGCUCCGCACUAAGAGAGGGACUCGUUUUUACAGAGGUGAGCCUGACAGGCAGCCAACCAGAGGGACGCUUUUGGUUAUUCAUGUCCAGAAGUCUUCACCUUCCUUUGACUCCUCCUUAUAUUGUGUGGAUAGUGACACGUCAGCAGUGCGUAGUUUUGGGGACACUUGGCUGCGAUGGAGGGGACAGCGUGUGGAGUAUUGCCGUUGUGCAUUAAGAGGACGAGAGCGUUGUCAUAUUGUGCCCGUCAUCAACUGCUACACAUCUCAGUGCUACAACGGAGGAACCUGUAAGGAGGCUGUGUACACAUCAGACUUCAUUUGCCAGUGUCCCCCAGGCUUCAGUGGGACUCAGUGUGAGAUCAACACCAAUGAGAGGUGUGUUGUGGGGCAGGGUGAAGGGUACCGUGGCACAUGGAGCAACACCCAUUCAGGAACAGAGUGCAUCAACUGGAACUCUACAUCUCUGAGAGGACGGAGAUUCACUGCAAGAAAACUGGACGCCAGCAGUCUUGGACUGGGCAAUCACAACUUCUGCAGGAACCCUGACAAUGACAGCUCUCCUUGGUGUUACGUCUAUAAAGGCACUCAGAUCGUCUGGGAGUUUUGUUCCACGCCCAAAUGUCCGGAAGACAAGUACCGGGAAUGUGUCCAGGGUGACGGUCAGUCAUACAGAGGCACAAAAUCUGUCACAAAGAGUGGCUCUCGCUGUCUCCCAUGGGACUCUCCUGCUGUCAAGCACAAGCUCAACAAUGCUUGGAAAUCUGAGGCAUUGGAGAAGGGGCUGGGCAGCCACAGCUUCUGCAGAAAUCCAGAUGCUGAUGAAGGUCCAUGGUGUCACACCUACAAGAACAUGCAGCUGACCUGGGAGCUGUGUGACAUACCUAAAUGCUCGAGAAGUCCACCCAUAAUCACCACUCUUGGCCCACGUGCCCCAACCACUAACAACAACGGAGCAUCGUGUGGCCAGAGGUUAGACAACACCCUAAAUCGCCCGGUGUUCCGCAUGUUCGGGGGCAAAGUGAGUGACAUCACUGAGCAGCCAUGGCAGGCAGCCAUUAAUGUUUACCAGGCUCGUCUCAGAAAACACUUUCACCGAUGUGGAGGAGUCCUUAUUGACUCUUGUUGGGUCCUGUCUGCCGCACACUGCUUCGAGGACAAUGCUAAAGCAGAAAAAUUGGAAGUGAUUUUGGGAAGAACGUUUCGGAAACAGAAUUCCAAUAGUGAGCAGAUUUUCAAGGUUGAGAAGUACUGGAUCCAUGAGAAAUUUCACAACGAAACAUUUGACAAUGACAUCGCUCUCUUGAAACUGAAGACGGACAUUGGCAUCUGUGCUAUAAACUCUCCAGAGGUCCUUCCUGCGUGUCUGCCUGAACGUGGGCUGGAGCUGCCCGACUGGACUGAAUGUGAGAUCUCUGGAUAUGGAAAAGACUCCGAAUUUUCUGCAGAGUACUCAGAGCGUGUUAAGAGAGGUUAUGUCCGCCUGUGGCCCAAAGAGCGCUGCAUCCCAGAUGUGCUGUCUGGACGCACAAUUACCUCCAACAUGCUGUGUGCAGGUGACACCCGAGGCCUAGACGAUGCCUGCAAGGGAGACUCUGGGGGCCCACUCGUCUGUCGAAACAACAACAAGAUGACUCUGAUGGGUGUGAUCAGCUGGGGUGACGGGUGUGGGCAGAAGGAUAAGCCUGGGGUCUACACCCGUGUCACCCACUACAUCGACUGGAUCAACAGUAAAAUUAAAGCCAACCCAGUCUAAAGUUAGAGAGACCACCAAGAUGUUUUUUGAUGACUAUACCCAUGAAUACAGUGGUUAAAACAGCAGAUUUGUUUAUCAUUGAAAAGAUAGAUAAGGAGCUUCACAGGACUCUGAUUCUGCUGUUUAUCUGUUGAUCUAAAUCCAAACCAAUGGAGGUUUUACAGCAGCAGGAUGACUCCGACAGAGGCAAACAAAAAGGACCUCAAUCGUGAGUUUUCAUGCUCAGUGUAGCUCCGUGUUGUCAAGUUUUCUGUUCAUUACUGUGUUUAAUGUGACAGUAUGUAUGGAGGGCAACACAGAACAAACUUGUUUUCCUCUUUCUGGGCCAUUUUGAUAAUACUUUUGUCUUUUCAUGCGUGCAAAGUUUUUCUGAUUAUUGCAUCAAUCAAACUGGAGGCUCAGGCAAGAACAGGAGAAAUAGGAAACAUCAGUAUAUUCUCUCUGCUCCGACGUUCUUUAUACUGGUUUAUUUAAAGACAUCACAGUGGUAGACAUUUGGUCAGUAGCAUUUCAAUCUAAAUGAACACUUAACACAAGCAUUUACUCUGCACAACACAGUAAGUCAGAUAGGAAUGUAGGCAUUUUUUUGUGCAAAGAUUGACUUGUCAUCUAGACGUGACGUUAUGUUGGCUCGAUUACGCUUAAUGCAACACAUCAUGCAUUUGCAUUCUUUGGGGCUUUAGGGGGUUGCAGAUCUAAAAACAAAACGUAUCUGCUGGUUCAGAUUGUGCUUGUUUUUGCAGUUUGAACUCUUUUAGCUCCCCACCGCCUUGUAGAUUAGAUUUGGACAGGUGGAAGCUCUGAGAUAUUCAAUAUAACAAACCGGUGCCCUGUUUCUUGUUCUUACCAUCUUUUAAAAAUUAGAUUUCUAGAGCACUUCUUCGCCAUCUACACCUGGGUUGAGCCCAGUAUGUAUAUAACAUGUAUAUUGUCUCACUAUUGAUUUUACAUCGAAAACGAUCUUUUCUACUUAAAACUGCUUAUUGACUGCAAAGCUUUUCUUCUCAACAAACUCACUUUGUUCUGUGACCAGGUUUUAGAUGUUUUUUUUUUACUAAGUUAAUAUUUAUGUGUAUUUUGUAAUGGAGAAUUUGUUCUGUGUGUGCUGUAGUUUGAUAAUUUAUUGUAUUUCUCAUUAUAGCCACAUCUGGCAACAUACUCAUUUUUCAAUAAAUAAAAUUUGGAAUAAA